AUGUCCGUGGUCGCGCGAAACGUGACGCGGCUCUCGCGAGCUGCCGCCCCCCGCGUCGCCGCCCUUGCCCGACCCAGCUCUCGCCCCUUGUCCGCAACCGCCGUCCGCGCCGUCUCCGACACGGCCCAGAAGCGCAGCGUUGUCCGCGAGAAGGAGGUGCCCGUCACCGUCUACGGCGCAGGCCACGGCCCCGGCGACAAGCACACCGUCCGCGUCACCGAGGAGGCCGCGCAUGUCCCGCUGGACAGCCCCGCCCCUCGCCCGGAAUACGACCUCGUCCAGCCGCUGGGCAAAAAGGUCUACGAGGCCAUGCCUCACACCCUGCGCAGCAUGAGCGUCUACGGCAAGGUCGUCGUCGUCACCGGCGGCGCGCGCGGGCUGGGCAACCACAUGGCGCGCGCCUGCGCCGAGGCGGGCGCCAAGGCCGUCGUCAUCUUCGACGCCAACCAGGACCUCGGCGACGAGGCCGCGGCCGAGCUGCACGACAAGUCGGGCCUCCCCGUCUCCUUCUUCAAGGUGGACGUGCGCGACGGCGCCGCCAUCAACGCCGCCGUCGACUCCGUCGUCGAGCUCUACGGCGCCCCGGACGUCCUCGUCAACUCGGCCGGCAUCGCCGACUCCAACAUCAAGGCCGAGACCUACGACCCGGCCAUGUUCCGCCGCCUCAUCGACAUCAACCUGACGGGCUCCUUUCUCAUGUCGCAGGCUGUCGGGCGCGCCAUGAUGGCCGCCGGGAAGCCCGGCAGCAUCGUGCUCGUCGCCUCCAUGUCCGGCUCCGUCGUCAACUACCCCCAGGAGCAGAGCUGCUACAACGCCUCCAAGGCGGGCGUCAUCCAGUUCGCCAAGUCCAUUGCCGCCGAAUGGGCCAAGUACAAGAUCCGCGUCAACUGCAUCUCCCCGGGCUACAUGGACACGGCCCUCAACCGAGUCCCCGCCCUCGAAGCCCAGAAGAAGAUUUGGAAGUCCUUGACGCCUCAGGACCGCCUCGGCGGGGUUGAUGAGCUCAACGGGCUGUGCGUCUUCCUCGCCUCCGACUCGUCCAGCUUCAUGACUGGUGCCAACGUCAUCAUUGACGGAGGUUACUCGUGUUACUGA
This is a messenger RNA of Ustilaginoidea virens, 1095 nucleotides long. RefSeq lists its product as uncharacterized. The coding region runs from base 1 to 1095 and encodes 364 amino acids. The transcript has a single exon. The record is from RefSeq and is a predicted model, not a curated record. Gene Ontology annotation, molecular function: oxidoreductase activity, acting on the CH-OH group of donors, NAD or NADP as acceptor. Lineage: Eukaryota; Fungi; Ascomycota; Sordariomycetes; Hypocreales; Clavicipitaceae.